This is a messenger RNA of Nycticebus coucang (slow loris), 2529 nucleotides long. RefSeq names its product membrane spanning 4-domains A14 (gene MS4A14). NCBI's taxonomy places the organism in Eukaryota, Metazoa, Chordata, Mammalia, Primates, Lorisidae. Gene Ontology annotation, biological process: cell surface receptor signaling pathway. The transcript is spliced from 7 exons. The coding region runs from base 1 to 2529 and encodes 842 amino acids. The record is from RefSeq and is a predicted model, not a curated record. Gene Ontology annotation, cellular component: plasma membrane.
AUGGAGUCACCAUCCGAGGACAAAAGGGAAACUCAUGUCAUCACCAUACAGCCAAAGGAUACCAUAUUGACUGCAUUGCCCUAUAGACCUCAUAGCUCUUUGCUGGAGUUCCUGAAGGGGGAGCCAAAAGUCUUGGGGGCUCUUCAGAUCCUGCUUGGUCUGUUCAUUUUGGGCCUUGGAAUUAUAUUUGUUUUUAGUUACAUCGUUUUCUCCCAAAAUUUCUCCCUCUUUUUCCUUGCAGGAUAUCCAUUCUGGGGACCAUUUAUUUUUAUUCUUACAGGAUACCUCACAGGAAUAGAUGAUAAACCAAAAAAAAUUCUGGAACAAGGUAUCAUGGCCAUGAAUAUUAUCAGUUCAUUCGUUGCGAUAGCUGGGAUUACACUCACCUUUAUCAGCUACAAAUAUCAAUAUAAGUACUGCCAGAACCCUUCCCUGGAAGACAUAUGUGUUCUUUGGAGAACGUUUUUCAUUGGAAUUUUGUCAAUCUUACUGAUCAUCAGUAUAGCAGAACUCAGCAUCUCUGUGACUAUUGCAUCCUUUAGAAGCAAGUGUUGGACACAUACAGAUGAGGUUGUGUUUUUCUUGCCUACAGAUGUUGUUCCAGGUAAUGAACCACAUGGCCUAGGAGAAGAUGCUCCAUUACAAUUUGAGCUGCAAGAAGAAUCCUGUAGUGAUGACACAACAACAACACGCAUACAAACGGUCUUCUUUGGAGGCUAUGCUUUCUUCAAGUUAAGAGUUACAAGAAGUCCUUUAGCCUCCCAACUCAGGUUACAACCUGGCAGGCAUAGUUACCAGCCACCCUCUGCACCUGUGCCAAAAAAACAACAAAAAAGUUUCCCUUCACUUUUCCAAUCUACAGAGGGAAAUCCUUUGUCUCCACCAACGUUAGAAAAACAGCACUCAAAAAAUAUAACGCACACUCAGAAAGACUCUAUAUUUGAACUAAAAGAUAAAGACCUGGAAUCUGCUAUCGUUCAACCCCCCAAGAUCCAGACCCAACUGGUGCAAGAUAAAGACUUACCACUCCAACUUUUGCCAUCCUAUUCUGUAUUGAAACUCCAAAAAUUAUCACCUGAAGACUUGCCACCUCAAGGUCUGCCAGGACAAGCCUGGUCAAGUCAAAACCUUCCAGCAAAAGCCAUGACAUCUAAAACCCCAGCACCCCAUGUUAUGCAGUCUUAUGAUCUAACAAACAAAGAUCUGCCCUUUCAAGACAUAUUAUCCCAGGACACCCCUUCGGGAUCCCAAAACAUACCAUCUCAAGACUUUUCUUCUCAAGAUACGCUAUCCCACACUCUGUCAAAAGCUAUACUAUCUGAAGCCUCAAUGCCCCAUAUGGUGCAGCCCUCUAAUACAAAAUACCUGCUUCAGAAAACUCCAGAUAUUCAACCUCAAAACCAGCAACUUUUACAAAAAUCAUAUAAAGACAUUCAAUCAGAAGUCAAGGAAGAGACCCAAAAAUGGAACUCUGAGGAGGAAUUCCCCAGAAAGAAAUCCUCAAGACGACAUUCCUUAGACUACCUUAUCAAAGUCUGGAAAUCCUCAAAGAAGAAUUCCUUAGACAAGUCAAGCAAAAGCUGUCAAUCCUCAAAGAGGAAUUUUUUAUACAAGCCAAGCAAAAGCUGGCAAUCCUCAAAGAAGAAUUCCUUAGACAAGCCGAGCAAAAGCUGGCAAUCCCCAAAGAGGAAUUCUUUAGACAAGCCAAUUCAGCAUCAUCACACUCCACAGCAACUCCCAGAUCAGCAGGCUGAAGUCCAGCAGGCCAAAGGGGAACGAUCCCCAAAGGGAAUAUUCAAAGAUGGGCAAGAUAUGGACCAGCGGGCUGAGAAAGAGCAAGGCCCAGAGGAACAAACCCAUGAUCAAGAAGCUGAUGACCAGCAGUCACCAAAGGAAAAAUCCUCAAAGGGACAAUCCCCAUGUGCUCCCAUCAAAGGACAGCAAAGUCAAGCAGAGAAAGCUCCAAAUCAGCUGUGCCAGAACUGGGGAUCUCAAACUCAGAAAUACCGAGGCUGGCGAUCCACAAACAAACAAUCUUCAGACCAUUCAAUUCAAGAUUUACAAUUUUUCAGCCCACUGCAAUCUCAAGAAUCGGGAACUCAAAGUUGGAGAAGCAGAGAUCAGAUAGGAUGUCAAUGUGAAAUGCAGCAUUCUCUAAACUGGGGAUCUCAAGCCUGCCAAGCCCAAAGUCCAUCAGAUAAAAAAGCCCUAAGGCAGAAAACUGUAGACCAAGAAACCCAGACCCAGCAUACCACAGCCCAAUAUAACCUAGGUUGGCACUUACAAAACACAAAAAGCACAGGCCAAUUUUCAAAGGAGCUGCAGUCAGAAGACACAAAACCAGAUAUUCUGUCUUCCUCUGGACAGAGUUCAGUGCAAGACACAUCUUUAGGCUAUUUCUCCAAUAUUGAAUCAGAACAAGAUAUGCAACAAAUCACUUCAGCUUGCUCCAAUUCAUACAGAGAAGAUCCGAAUGUAACUUCUGAUUCUUCUUUUGCAAAAUAUCAACAAUCUGAGGACUCGGACUAA